AUGAGUGAAGAGCAGAACGAUCCCAUCCGAUACAAGCCCGGAAAGGGCGGAGGCUUCGAGCGCACCGAGGCUCAAUUCCGCAACUUCAUUUCGAAAGAUGCCAACUCCAAGUUCCCAGCCGAGAAAGGUCGCUAUGCACUUUACGUCAGCCCGGGAUGUCCAUGGUGCCACCGUGUCAUGAUCGUCCGCGCUCUCAAACGCCUCGAGGACGUCGUGGACCUCUACAUCGCCGACAUGGGCAUGGGCAAAGAUGGCUGGCACUUCACAGACAGCCCCGAGGCAGCCAAGCUCGGCGUCCUCCCUCGAGACCCGGUCUACGGCUUCAAGACCAUCAGGGAGCUCUACCUCAAAGCGAGCCCGGGCUACGACGGCCGCGUCACGGUGCCCGUGCUCUGGGACAAGACGGCGCACACUCUUGUCAGCAACGAGUCCAGCGAGAUCAUCCGCAUGCUGUACACCGAGUUUGACCAUCUCCUUCCCGAGGCGGAUCGCGAAGCGAGCAGACCGGGCGGGGGGCUGUAUCCGGAGGCGAAGCGUAAGGAGAUUGAUGAGAUUAAUGAGUGGGUAUAUCACACGGUCAACAACGGCGUAUACAAGAGCGGGUUUGCCUUUACGCAGUCCGCGUACGAAGAAAACGUCGACAGCUUGUUCAAGUCUCUGGAUCGUCUGGAGGAUAUUCUCAAGGACCGGCCUUUCCUUACCGGAGACCACAUUACCGAAGCCGACGUUCGUUUGUUCCCGACCAUUGCUCGGUUUGACGUCGCCUACGUGCCGAUCUUUAUGUGCAACCUCGGCACGAUCCGGAACGAUUACCCGAAUCUGCAUCUUUGGUUUAGGAGGCUGUACUGGGAUCAGAGCGAAAAGACGCACGGCUCCUUUUUCAGCACGACGGAGACGUGGGUUUCGAAGUUUAAGGAGGGGUACGGCAAUGGAAGGACGAGGGUCUUGGGCAUCACUGGGCCGCUUGUCAUUCCGAAGGGUCCUCGCGUCCUGGUCCACGAGCUGAAGGAUGAGGAGAAGUUGGAGGAAUGA
This is a messenger RNA of Colletotrichum orchidophilum, 1032 nucleotides long. RefSeq names its product glutathione S-transferase. Bases 1 to 1032 code for a protein of 343 amino acids. The record is from RefSeq and is a predicted model, not a curated record. The transcript has 3 exons. Gene Ontology annotation, cellular component: cytoplasm. Lineage: Eukaryota; Fungi; Ascomycota; Sordariomycetes; Glomerellales; Glomerellaceae. Gene Ontology annotation, molecular function: glutathione transferase activity.